Molecule: messenger RNA, 1073 nt
Organism: Eupeodes corollae
Lineage: Eukaryota; Metazoa; Arthropoda; Insecta; Diptera; Syrphidae
Gene: Brms1
Product: breast cancer metastasis-suppressor 1-like protein
Exons: 3
Coding region: 181-879 (232 amino acids)
Biological process (GO): negative regulation of transcription by RNA polymerase II
Cellular component (GO): Sin3-type complex
Molecular function (GO): histone deacetylase binding
Source: RefSeq, a predicted model, not a curated record
CAUACAAUUGUUUAUUUGGCUUCGGGGAGAUGUGAAUUUUGGAAAGUUACUUAAAAAAAUCAAAUAAAGUUUAAUUAACCACAAUAUAAUUAAAAACAAAUCCAAAAUUUAAAAUAGAUCAUUAAGUUCUCUGCGUAGCACUUGUGAGUUAAAGAAAAAGACCUCUCAUUUACUCACAAAAUGCCUGUUAAGAACGAUGGUGAAACUGAUGCAGAAGGUGACGUUUCUGGAGCCGAAUCGGAGCACUCGAACUCCAGCCAGGGCCAUGAGACAAGUGCAGAAGAAGCCGAUGAGAUUGAAUCUGAUGAUUCAUCUGAAAUGGAUGUCGCUGAAAUCGAUAGAAGACGCAGUGAAUAUAUUGAAAAUCUAUCACAACUGGAAACUCAGUUUACCAUUCUACGGGAACAAUACUACCGCGAGAGGUACAACCAAAUUGAAUUUCAACUAUCCGAAGUUCGAAAUAAUCGCUCCGACGAGUACCUGCAGCCGUUGAAACAAUUAGACAAAAACUACCGCAACCGGAUCGAAGUGGCAGAUAUUCUGCGGCGCUACAGGAUCGACAACAUAGAACACAAGUUUCUUUCAGAAGAACAAGCUGCCCGACAAAAUUUCGAGAGUGAGAAACAACUAGCCAUGGAUCAAAUGUACGAGGAAUUAAUGGAGAAAAUCCGUCGACUUGAGGAGGACAGGCACAAUGUUGACAUAUCAUGGGCAGAUUGGGGCACAGAUAAGAGAACAAGUAAAGUCCGAGGGCCGGGUCGUAAGAAAGCAGUCACCGUAUCCGGGCCGUAUAUUGUGUAUAUGCUUCAGGACGAGGACAUAAUUGAAGACUGGAAAGCGAUUAGGAAAUCUCUAAAAAGGUCCGCCACAUCAACGUGAUGAUGAUUAUGAUCUCGUGGUUCAUAACAUAGUCCAGGCAUAUUCUUAUUAAGCUAAUCACCUCGGCAUUCAUUUUUCGAACGUUUAUUUUUAGAUUAUAAUAGAGUUUUAUCAAGAAGAAUAAAAGUUACAAAUGAGAUAGUGCAAACUAAGAUAAUAAAAAUGCAAUGAUAGUUUUUCAAACAAGCUCAAAA